This is a messenger RNA of Monodelphis domestica (gray short-tailed opossum), 5240 nucleotides long. NCBI's taxonomy places the organism in Eukaryota, Metazoa, Chordata, Mammalia, Didelphimorphia, Didelphidae. The record is from RefSeq and is a predicted model, not a curated record.
CUCUCAUAGGCUCUUCAGUUGGGGCACACCUCCCUCCUACGAUCUGGGACUUUCUGCUCUGAGCCUGGGGCGUGGGGGGUUGCCAUUAUCUCAUUGGUUAAGGCAGGAAGCUAGGUCCCCGGUCAGUUGGAGGGAGCAGAGGGAGCCAGUAGGGGCUGCCAUAGACUCACUCGGGUUUGACUGGCCUCCUGGCACCAGCUUUCUUGGAUUCCAGCUGUAGCCACUACCACCAAGGUUGCUGCUAAUGCUGUGGCUACCUCUGGCUUUACCAGUGAUGCUUCUGGCUGUCCCAGAGGGUGAGUGAUUAAUGGCCCCACAUUCUUCCAUGCCAUUGGCCUUUGAAUUGGUGGCCCUGGAGGGCUUCCUAGCCCCCAUCCACACCCCUGACUUUACUCUGAGCCUCAGACAGGUGCUGAGUGGGAUCCCUCCUGCCUUUUCUUUCCAUUUCCUCCCUCACCCUCCUCCCCACCCCCCAGCUGCCGGGCAGCUAACUCCCUGGGGCCCCCACAGGAUGUGGGAGAGCUGGAGGAUGAUGUGUGCACAGCUUAGGGAGGGAGGAGGGAGUGUGGGGAAGGUUCUGGGUCCCCAAGUAAGGCCCCAGCCCUGGAAAGGCAAGAGCUGGGAGUUAGUCAUUCAACGGAUAUUAUUAAACUAACUGUGGACAGACCCGUACUGGUCUUCACUGGGGAAGCUGGGACAUUUCUGUAAGACUCAAUUUGAGCACAAUACAAGCAUUGCUACUAGUAGGCACAUGCUUGUCAUAAAAAAACAGGCUCAUGCCUACUGGAAGACAGUGAAGUCAGGUGAAAUCUGAGUCGGAACCUUGACUCAGACACUCCUCACUAGCAGUGGGGACUCUGAGCAUGUUUCUGUACCUCACUGAACCGCCAUUUCUUCUUAACCUCUAAAAUGUACAGGUAAUACCUACGAUCCCCACCUCCCAGGGUUGUUGAGGAGAGGAAAUGAGACAAUGUCCAAAAGUGCUUUGCAACUUUUAGUGCGUUAUGUAAAAUGCCAAAUUACUGCUCAGGUUUCUUCCCUACAUCUCAGGUUCAUCCUCUGUAAAAUGGGGAUGAAGGUAUCAGCACUGCUUACCUUACAGGACGGCGGCCAUGAGGAAAGUGCUUUGCCAACCUCAAAGUAGUAGAACACAGUACAUUAGGAGGCUUACACGAUCAGUGCAUUAGGGAGGGAAAAAGGAAGCAAUACAUGUGAACCCAGUGGAAGACCAUUACUGAACCCCAACCCAAAAGAUCCAAGGGAUUCUUGGAAGAAACAGCACAUUAGUGUGGUUUAGUGAAAAGUGCAGCUAGGUAGCAUAGGACAGAAAAACAGAGAGAGACAGAGACAGUGACAGAGAGAGACGGAGAGAGGGAGAAAGGGAAGAAGGGAAGAAAAGAGGAAGAAGAAAGAAAGAACAGAAAGGAAGGAAGGAAGAAAAAGAGUUAAGUCUUAAAAGUCAAACUUAGAUGAGUUCAAGUCCCAUCUCUGCCACUGAUCACUGCCACUGUUGAACUUGAACCCUCACUGGCCUUGAGUAUCCUCUGUGAAAUGAAGAGAUUGGUUCAAUACUCCCUUUCAGGCCUGACUUUCUGUGAGUAGAGCCUUAAAAGACCCUAGGAAUUAAGCAGAUAAAGGAGAGAGAGAAUAUUCUAGGCAUAGGGGACAAAGUAGAACAGGAGAAUGGUGGGCAUAAAGAGGGGGUCAGAGAGUCUCAUAGUUUGGCUGGAGUGUGAGGAGGAGAGUGGAAAGUGAGUAACUGGGCACAAUAGCAAAUAAAGUUGGGAAGGCCAGUGUGGUUGGUUGCAGUUUGGGAGUAGCCUUGAAUGCCAGGCAGCAGAGACUGAACUUGUCUAAGGAGGCAACAAGGAGACACAGUUUGGGGCAGGGGAAUAACAUGGCCUGAUCUCUGUGUGGUUUUACUGGAACAGAGACAUGGGCUGACCAGGGAUCACUGCCCUCAUCAGCUCCACUUUCUCAACUCCAAUGCUACUGGAUAAGUCCCAAGGGAGACAUGAACUGCACAUGGGGACUCAGCUUGGACCCUGGUAUUCCUUAUAACUUCUACUACCAAAGCUUAAAGUACCACCCCAACAGGAUCCAGAAUGUCUCAGUGUCCAGAGGCCAGGGUUGGGUCAUGGUGGAACGUGAGCAUCUGACUAUCUCUGACCACUACCUCAUAUGGCUGAGCCCAAUGGGCAACAUUUCCCAGCCUGGAGACCCAGAGCCUCUCAGACUGUGCCUAGAUGACAUAGUGAAGCCCGAGCCACCAAAGCUAUUCCCUGUAGAGUUCUCUGAUGACCCCAGGGCGGUCACUGUGACCUGGAAUACCCCUGCCUGGCCCCCCCACGAGAGCUUUGAGUGUCAGCUCCGCUUUCGGAAUAUCUUGGCCUCAGUAUGGCAACAGGUGGAACCUAAAGAUUUAACCUCAUCUUUUCUGGAGCUUCGGGGUUUAGAGCCAGCCACAGGUUAUGAAAUGUCCUCUCGCUGCCAGUUGCAAAACAGCAUGGGCUUUUGGAGUGACUGGAGCUCCACCCUGAAAUUCCAGACCCUUCCAGUUGCCCCAACCAGCCUGGUGGACAUGUGGGUACUUGGGUCACCCUGCCGCAGCUCACGCCCCAAAGAAGAGUCCUAUGUUCUGCUAUGGAAGGUGACCUGGGACCUGGAGGCUGUGUCCCAACUGGGUAUAACUGAAACAGUGCUGCGCGUGGACCUUAUGCCUGGGUCAGGGCUGAACUAUACAGUGGUGUUCCAGGGACCAGGUAGAGAUUGGCACCCUAAGGUUAUCCCCUGCUGCAAUGCCAUCCUUCCCAAUGGCACAGAGCGGAAUGAGCUCCAACUCCUUUACUGUGUUGGCAACUGGGGUACCAAGCUUCCUGGUUUAUACUUGUCUCCAGGUUCUGCUCCUAAGAGUGUCCAAGUAAACAGCAUGGGAAAUCAGGGGAUAUUGGUCAAAUGGGUACCAGAGCCACAGGAAUACCAGGAAUUUGUGGUGGAGUGGACCCAAGAAGACUCGUCUCUCCAGGAGCUGAACUGGACCCGUCUGCCAACUGGAAGUCAGAGCACUCUGUUGAGAGGAAACUUUGAGAAAGGAGUUCCAUACUGUGUGACUGUGAGUGGUGUUUCCCCAAAGGGCCUGGCAUUUGCCCCUCCAGUCUGGGGCUACAGUCAGGAGAUAGAACCCCUGGAAGGGCCAGCUCUGUGGCAGCUUCCAGAUGCUGCCAGUGGGGCACUGACGGUGGCAUGGGCCGAGCUCCCUAGAGGACAACGUGGGGGGCACUUAACACACUACACCCUGUAUGUGCAGCAAGACUCGGGGUCCCUUACCCUUCAUAAUGGUAACCCUCUACCCCCUUCCUCUGCAUCCCCCUAUGUUGGAUCUCUGUUCCAAGACUGGCUUCCACUAGCCUUUGGAGACUUACAAGUCAGUCCACUGUGGCUGAUCCUGGAACUUGCCACCCAGGGGACUUCUUCCCUUUCACAUAUGUCGAUCCCCUUCACUCUACCUUCUGCUGUUAGCUCUGACCACAUCUUCUCUGUCUCUCUAGUGAGUGCAGAUGUCCUAAAUGUGACCCUAUUGGACCUGCCUGAAGGACACUAUAAGAUGUGGAUGACAGCAUCCACCAUUGCUGGCCCUGGCCAGCCUGGCCCCAGUCUCCAGCUCUACCUCCCAGAGAAAUAUUCAGAAAAGUGGAAAGUGCUGCUGGUGGUCCUGCUGCUAUGUGGCUUGUUAUUGCUGAGCUGUUGCCUGGGCUUGGCAUUCUCCAAGUGCUGCCUCCAACUCUGUCACAAGCUUCUGCCCCAUUGGGUCUCUGAGAGAAUCCCAGAUCCCUCCAAUAGCAAGAGCAUGCAGCCUUGGGGAGAGGAGCUUCCUCCAGCUCCACCUCCCAAGGAUGCCCUUUUCAUAGAAGUGGAAGAGGUGCAGAUUAUGAUGUCUCCAGCCCCCCAAGCCCCAGAGACUCCCAUCCCACUUGACUCUGGGUAUGAGAAACACUUUCUGCCUACACCUGAAGAACUGGGCCUUGUGACUCUGCUCAGACCACAGACAUCCACCUGAGGAGCCCUGAAUUAUGAGAUUCUGCCAGGAGCAUGGAUCCAUGAAAUAGAGGAACCAAGCCCAGGAUGAAGGCAUUGCCCUGAUAUUUGGAGACAAAGACUCAAAACCACAGAAUAUCAUAAGAAAUCACCUUGUCAACUCCAUCCCCCAUUUUACAGAAAUGGAGACUAAGGAGGCAAGGAGAGAGUGGGAAAAUAUUUGCCCAAGGCCAUAGGGCAAGUCAGAAUCAAGGCUGGGACUUAAAAACCUUGCCCUCAUCCCUACCUCCAAUCUCUUUCUGCUCUGGGGGAGAGCCAUGGGAAAAUUCCUCUGUCCUCCCCUGAUCAGUCUGAGGAUCUGGAGAGAAGAGCACAUGAGUUCCUGUCAGAGGUCAGAGGAUUUAGGACUGGAAGGAACCUCAGAGGCCAAACAGACCAACUCCCUUCCUUGUAUAGAGGAGGAAACAGAGAGAAGUGCCUCCCUCUAGGCUACACAGCUCAUUAGGAGUAAAAUUAGAACUCAACCCCAGAGCUCCCUGACUUGAAAUCCAGUAACCCACCCUACACUAGUUCCACUUACCUGAUUCCUCUUCUCAUUCGUCCUACCCAUAUUUAUAAGCAGGGGAUUCACUUCUCCACUGUCUAGGGAACCAAGUCCAAACCUUUCAUCCUGGUGUUCAAGGCCCUACAAUCUUGUCCCACUGCCCUGCUCUGCCCCAACCUACUCGUAUGCCCAACAGCAUACAUACAGCUCAUAUAUUCCUACCAUCUCUCCAGGUUUUGGCUCCUUCCAUCCAUUCCACCUCUUUCUCCCCUGAACUCUAUCUAGUGCAUCCUUUGAGGUUCAGCUCGGAUGCCAUCUCCUCUCUGUGGAAAUGAUCCCUUCACUCCUCUUUGGUCCCCAUAUCCUCUGUUUGUACCAUUCUCACUAAUGCAGAUUAUAUAUCACAUCAGCCUUGGAUUAUAGCUUCCUAUGUUUGUCUUAUUUCCGACUAACCUCAGACUUCCUGAGGGUAAGAUUUGGGACUUCUCCAUCCUUGCUUUUCUGCAGUAUAAGCCAGCAUUCCCUUGCGCAUGUUGGGGGCCCCUAAGAAUGUGAGAACCCGAGAAGUCAGCCGGUCCAACCCUUUCAUUUUACAGAUAAGGAAAGAUAGGUCUAGGUUAGAAGUUAAAUGGCCUGACUAAGGUCACCCAGGUAGUAUCAC